GCAGCCCUUGGCUGAAGGGAGCGCGGUACCGACGUCUUGGGCCUUGGCUCCCCGCGCCCUAGUCCGCGCGCAUCCUUCCCGGGCAGGAGUUCGCGUACCCCGCCUGGCCGCGCCCCCCUGCCCCCCGCCCUCCGGCUCCGGCUGUCCGUUCCCGGCUGUGGCUUUGCGGCUUUCGGGCGUGCCUGCGAGGCUCUGUCCCCGAGGCCGUCCCGGCCUUCUGCGCCCCUUUCCUGCCUUGGGACCUCCCGGCCAACCCGGCCCGGAGUGCGCCACCCGCUCCCGCGUGCCCUUCCCCACGCGUGCAGGCUGCUCCCGCCCGCCCCCGGGCUUGCAGGCACCUCGCUGCCCGAGAUUCCUCGUGUCUGACUUCUUAGGAGACCGCUGCUUUCUGCCUCCGUGUGUCGCGAUGUGUGGCUUUGGUGGACGUCUGUGAAGGAAAUCCAGCCUCUGGCGUGUGCAGUUGGCAAAAGGAGGAGUAUUUCUGAUGAUGGGGUAGCGAGCUUGUCUGCUGUGUUCAAGACCGUUUCUCCCGGGCGCAGGGUUAUCCGGGAAGCCACGGGACCCUCAGGCGGGCAGGAUGAACGACUGGCACAGGAUCUUCACCCAAAACGUGCUUGUCCCUCCCCACCCACAGAGAGCGCGCCAGCCUUUGAAGGAAUCCACAGCAUUCCAGUGUGUCCUCAAGUGGCUGGACGGACCGAUAAUUAGGCAGGGCAUGCUGGAGGUGCUGUCAGAGGUUGAAUGCCAUCUGCGAGUGUCUUUCUUUGAUGUCACCUACCGGCACUUCUUUGGGAGGACGUGGAAAACCACAGUGAAGCCGACGAAGAGACCGCCAUCCAGGAUCAUCUUUAAUGAGCCCUUGUAUUUUCACACAUCCCUAAACCACCCUCAUAUCGUGGCUGUGGUGGAAGUGAUCGCUGAGGGCAAGAAACGGGAUGGGAGCCUCCAGACAUUGUCCUGUGGGUUUGGAAUUCUUCGGAUCUUCAGCAACCAGCCGGACUCUCCUGCCUCUGCUUCCCAGGACAAAAGGUUGCGGCUGUACCAUGGCACCCCCAGAGCCCUCCUGCACCCGCUUCUCCAGGACCCCGCAGAGCAAAACAGACACAUGACCCUCAUUGAGAACUGCAGCCUGCAGUACACGCUGAAGCCACACCCGGCCCUGGAGCCUGCGUUCCACCUUCUUCCUGAGAACCUUCUGGUGUCUGGUCUGCAGCAGAUACCUGGCCUGCUUCCAGCUCAUGGAGAAUCUGGCGACGCUCUCCGAAAGCCUCGCCUCCAGAAGCCCAUCACGGGGCACUUGGACGACUUAUUCUUCACCCUGUACCCCUCCCUCGAGAAGUUUGAGGAAGAGCUGCUGGAGCUCCACGUCCAGGACCACUUCCAGGAGGGAUGUGGCCCACUGGACGGUGGUGCCCUGGAGAUCCUGGAGCGGCGCCUGCGUGUUGGCGUGCACAACGGUCUGGGCUUUGUGCAGAGGCCGCAGGUCGUUGUACUGGUGCCUGAGAUGGACGUGGCCUUGACGCGCUCAGCCAGCUUCAGCAGGAAAGUGGUCUCCUCUUCCAAGACCAGCUCCGGGAGCCAAGCUCUGGUUUUGAGAAGCCGCCUCCGCCUCCCAGAGAUGGUCGGCCACCCUGCAUUUGCGGUCGUCUUCCAGCUGGAGUACGUGUUCAGCAGCCCUACAGGAGUGGACGGCAAUGCAGCUUCAGUCACCUCUCUGUCCAACCUGGCAUGCAUGCACAUGGUCCGCUGGGCUGUUUGGAACCCCCUGCUGGAAGCUGAUUCUGGAAGGGUGACCCUGCCUCUGCAGGGCGGGAUCCAGCCCAACCCCUCGCACUGUCUGGUCUACAAGGUACCCUCAGCCAGCCUGAGCUCUGAAGAGGUGAAGCAGGUGGAGUCAGGUACACUCCGGUUCCAGUUCUCGCUGGGCUCAGAAGAACACCUGGAUGCACCCACGGAGCCUGUCAGUGGCCCCAAGGCGGAGCGGCGGCCUGCCAGGAAACCACCCACGUCCCCUUCGAGCCCGCCAGCGCCAGCACCUCGAGGUCUUGCUGCCCCGCAGAACUCACCUGUGGGACCAGGGUUGUCAAUUUCCCAGCUGGCGGCCUCCCCGCGGUCCCUGACUCAGCACUGCUUGGCCAGGCCUACUUCACAGCAGCUACCCCAUGUCUCUCAGGCCUCCCCGGCCCAGGCAGAGUUCCCGUUGGAGGGCGGUAUCUCCCACCUGGAAGCCGACCUGAGCCAGACCUCCCUGGUCCUGGAAACGUCCAUUGCCGAACAGUUACAGGAGCUGCCGUUCACGCCUUUGCAUGCCCCUAUUGUUGUGGGAACCCAGACCAGGAGGAGGCUACCUGAGGAGUCUCUGUGUCUCAGCUCUGCAGGGCAGCCCUCAAGAGCCUCCAUGGUGCUCCUGCAGUCCUCCGGCUUUCCUGAGAUUCUGGAUGCCAAUAAACAGCCAGCCGAGGCCGUCAACCCUGCAGACCCCGUGACGUUUAACCCUCAGAAGGAGGAAUCAGAUUGUCUACAAAGCAACGAGAUAGUGCUACAGUUUCUUGCCUUUAGCAGAGUGGCCCAGGACUGCCGAGGAACAUCAUGGCCAAAGACUGUGUAUUUCACCUUCCAGUUCUACCGCUUCCCACCCGCAACGACGCCACGACUGCAGCUGGUCCAGCUGGAUGAGGCUGGCCAGCCCAGCUCUGGCGCCCUGACCCACAUCCUCAUGCCUGUGAGCAGAGAUGGCACCUUUGAUGCUGGAUCUCCUGGCUUCCAGCUGAGGUACAUGGUGGGCCCUGGGUUCCUGAAGCCAGGUGAGCGGCGCUGCUUCGCCCGCUACCUGGCCUUGCAGAUCCUGCAGAUCGACGUCUGGGAUGGAGACUCCCUGCUGCUCAUCGGAUCUGCCGCCGUCCACAUGAAGCAUCUCCUCCGCCAAGGCCGGCCGGCUGUGCAGGCCUCCCACGAGCUUGAGGUCGUGGCAACUGAAUACGAGCAGGACAACAUGGUGGUGAGUGGAGACAUGCUGGGGUUUGGCCGCGUCAAGCCCGUCGGCGUCCACUCAGUGGUGAAGGGCCGGCUGCACCUGACCUUGGCCAACGUGGGUCACCCGUGUGAACAGAAAGUGAGAGGUUGUAGCACAUUGCCACCGUCCAGAUCUCGGGUCAUCGCAAACAAUGGAGCCAGCCGCUUCUCUGGAGGCAGCCUCCUCACGACUGGAAGCUCAAGGCGAAAACACGUGGUGCAAGCACAGAAGCUGGCGGACGUGGACAGUGAGCUGGCCGCCGUGCUACUGACCCAUGCCCGGCAGGGCAAGGGGCCCCAGGACAUCGGCUGUGAGUCGGAUGCCACCCGCAGGCGUAAGCUGGAGCGGAUGAGGUCUGUGCGCCUGAAGGAGGCUGGGGGAGAGUUGAGCCAGCGCGGGACGAGCGUGUUGGUGCAGCAGAGCGUUCGCACACAGCACUUGCGGGACCUACAGGUCAUCGCCGCCUACCGAGAGCGCACAAAGGCUGAAAGCAUCGCCAGCCUGCUGAGCCUGGCCAUCACCACAGAGCACACACUCCACGCCACGCUGGGGGUCGCUGAGUUCUUCGAGUUUGUGCUUAAGAACCCCCACAACACACAGCACACAGUGACUGUGGAGAUCGACAACCCCGAGCUGAGCGUCAUCGUGGACAGUCAGGAGUGGAGGGACUUCAAGGGUGCUGCCGGCCUGCACACGCCGGUGGAGGAGGACAUGUUCCACCUGCGCGGCAGCCUGGCCCCCCAGCUCUACCUGCGCCCCCACGAGACCGCCCACAUCCCCUUCAAGUUCCAGAGCUUCUCUGCAGGGCAGCUGGCCAUGGUGCAGGCCUCUCCUGGGUUGAGCAACGAGAAGGGCACGGAUGCCGUGUCACCUUGGAAGUCCAGCGCAGUGCCCACUAAACACGCCAAGGUCUUGUUCCGAGCGAGUGGCGGCAAGCCCAUCGCCGUGCUCUGCCUGACCGUGGAGCUGCAGCCCCACGUGGUGGACCAGGUCUUCCGCUUCUAUCACCCGGAGCUCUCCUUCCUGAAGAAGGCCAUCCGCCUGCCGCCCUGGCACACACUUCCAGGUGCUCGGGUGGGAAUGCUUGGUGAGGACCCCCCAGUCCACGUUCGCUGCAGCGACCCGAAUGUCAUCUGUGAGACCCAGAAUGUGGGCCCCGGGGAGCCACGGGACAUAUUUCUGAAGGUAGCCAGUGGUCCGAGCCCGGGGAUCAAAGACUUCUUUGUCAUCAUUUACUCGGAUCGCUGGCUGGCGACACCCACACAGACGUGGCAGGUCUACCUCCACUCCCUGCAGCGCGUGGAUGUCUCCUGCGUCGCAGGCCAGCUGACCCGCCUGUCCCUUGUCCUUCGGGGGACGCAGACAGUGAGGAAAGUGAGAGCUUUCACCUCGCAUCCCCAGGAGCUGAAGACAGAUCCCAAAGGUGUCUUCGUGCUCCCGCCUCGUGGGGUGCAGGACCUGCAUGUUGGCGUGAGGCCCCUCAGGGCCGGCAGCCGCUUCGUCCACCUCAACCUGGUGGACGUGGAUUGCCACCAGCUGGUGGCCUCCUGGCUCGUGUGCCUCUCCUGCCGCCAGCCGCUCAUCUCCAAGGCCUUUGAGAUCACAUUGGCUGCGGGCGAAGGGAAGGGUGUCAACAAGAGGAUCACCUACACCAACCCCUACCCCUCCCGGAGGACGUUCCACCUGCACAGCGACCACCCGGAGCUGCUGCGGUUCAGGGAGGACUCCUUCCAGGUGUGGUGGGGCUGUGCCUGGGACUCCCAGGGGAAGCCCUGGGGACCUGAAUGGAGGGCAGUUAGCCUGCAUUUAGGAGCGAGUUCCUCGAAUCACCAGCAGUCUUCCAAAAGCCCCAGGGUGGUGACAGGUGCCAUCCCAUAGUUGGGUGGGCCUGUUGUCUCUUUAGUAGCUGGAGAUUUAGCAAAGUUUCUCCUGAGCGUGGGAAAGGGUGAUGUGCCCAGGGCUUUUCAUGGUAAUGUUAGACAGCUCAGUCUCGAAAAUAAGUGUGCCUCCGAGUCCAAGUAAUGUGUCACCCUGGCUGAGCACCGGUUCCCAUCCUUGUCCCGGGCGCUGAAGUCAAAGGCAGGCCUUGGAUGCACCCGCAGGGCUCCCCUGCCUUGUCAUUUCCCCUUGGAAAUAAACACGACUGUGCAGAGAGGUUGCUGGUGAGAUCGUGGGACAGCCUGGGGGUGGACGCUGGGAUUUGGAUGCUUAUUUCCAGGUCGGGGGUGGAGAGACCUACACCAUCGGCUUGCAGUUUGCGCCUAGUCAGAGAGUAGGGGAGGAGGAGAUCCUGAUCUACAUCAAUGACCAUGAGGACAAAAACGAAGAGGCAUUUUGCGUGAAGGUCAUCUACCAGUGAGGACUUGAGGGUGACGUCCUUCCUGCGGCACCCGGCUGGGGCCUGUCUGUGCCCCUCCUGCCCUGCAGGCCGUCCUCCCCGCGUCUCUGCAGCCUUUCACUUCAGUGCCCACCUGGCUGACCUGUGCACUUGGCUGAGGAAGCAGAGACCGAGCGCUGGUCAUUUUGUAGUACCUGCGUCCAGCUUAGCUGCUGCUGACACCCAGCAGGCCUGGGUUCCGUGAGCGUGAACUCCGUAGCGGUGGCUCUGGCUCUGGUGCUGCCAUCUAUGCAUGUGGGACCCUUGUUAUCUCUGUUGCUCAAAAUGUAUUUUAUGAAUCAUCCUAAAUGAUAAAAUUAUGUUUUUCUUACUGGAUUUUGUACAAACAUAAUCUGUUACUUGCUAUGCAAUAUUUUAUGCUGGUAUUAUGUCUGUUUUUUAAAUUGUUGAACGAAAUACUAAACUUUUACACAUC
Messenger RNA from Pongo pygmaeus (Bornean orangutan), 5826 nucleotides. It is a transcript of the gene NPHP4, whose product is annotated as nephrocystin 4. The transcript is spliced from 30 exons. Lineage: Eukaryota; Metazoa; Chordata; Mammalia; Primates; Hominidae. The coding region runs from base 578 to 4891 and encodes 1437 amino acids. The record is from RefSeq and is a predicted model, not a curated record. Gene Ontology annotation, biological process: protein localization to ciliary transition zone; negative regulation of canonical Wnt signaling pathway. Gene Ontology annotation, cellular component: ciliary base; non-motile cilium; cytoskeleton.